Molecule: messenger RNA, 2684 nt
Organism: Oryza brachyantha (malo sina)
Lineage: Eukaryota; Viridiplantae; Streptophyta; Magnoliopsida; Poales; Poaceae
Product: B3 domain-containing protein Os03g0120900
Exons: 3
Coding region: 652-1584 (310 amino acids)
Molecular function (GO): DNA-binding transcription factor activity; DNA binding
Source: RefSeq, a predicted model, not a curated record
ACAACUACAACAACACACAUCUGCUCCACACUAGUAUAUAGGUAAGUAGCUAGCUAUAGGGCCAAUUACCUUUGGUUGCAAGCCAAAAGUAAGUAUCCAUCCUCAUCCUUUUCCUCCUCUCCUCCCACCAAGAACCUUCAUAGUACCACACCACCAUCACCACCACCACCACUCAUCACACCUCACACCCCCCAUUGCCUUCCUUCUUCCUCCCCAGCUAGCUCUCAUCCUUCCAUCUUCAGCCUUCUCUGGAUCUUGAGCUUGAUCAAUUCCCCCAACACAAUUAAGCACUACAAUUUGGGUUGAUCUAGCUAAGGAGCAGUAGCCACAAGAAGCUAGAGAUAGAUAGCUGAAUUUGUUAUGAGCUCAGAGCCAUCACAAUUCUGAAUUUUUCCAAUCCCAAAAGACCCAAUUAAACAAGAGAUAGUUGCCUCCUAAUCUAUAUAAUAAGCCCCAAAAUUAACUAGUAGCCAUAUACUAUCAAUAGUAACAAGGCAGCACAAGCAUCAUACCAUAAGCAUCAUACAGCGGGUCAAAGGUCAAGGGAAGGAAGGACAAGCCGGCGACGGCGACGACGACGACGACGAGGGGCGGCAUCAUCUAGCGAGCGAGCUGCUACCUCGAUCGGGGUCGGUCGGUCGGUUGAUCGGCAUGGAGUUCAUCACGCCGAUCGUGAGGCCGUCAGCGGCUGCGGCGGCGGGGGUGGGGGGCGGCGAGCACGAGAGUAGCAGGGGCUUGCCGGCGGAGGCGGUGGAGAAGGAGCACAUGUUCGACAAGGUGGUGACACCGAGCGACGUCGGGAAGCUGAACCGGCUGGUGAUCCCGAAGCAGCACGCGGAGAAGUACUUCCCGCUGGACUCGGCGUCCAACGAGAAGGGGCUCCUGCUCAGCUUCGAGGACCGCACGGGGAAGCCAUGGCGGUUCCGCUACUCCUACUGGAACAGCAGCCAGAGCUACGUCAUGACCAAGGGGUGGAGCCGCUUCGUCAAGGAGAAGCGCCUCGACGCCGGAGACACCGUCUCCUUCGGCCGCGGCGUCGGCGAGGCCGCCCGCGGGAGGCUCUUCAUCGACUGGCGCCGCCGCCCCGACGUCGUCGCCGCGCUCGCGCCGCCCACGCACCGCUUCCAGUUCCCCUCCUCCAUACCCUUCGCUCCCUGGACGCACCACCACGGACACGGAUCAGCCGGCGCCGGCUCCAGGUUUCUCCUCCCUCCCUCCACAUCCAUCUACGACCACCACCACCGCCGACACUCCCACGCCGCCGUCGGUUACGACGGGUACGCGGCGGCCACGAACAGCAGGCAGGUGCUGUUCUACCGGCCGUUGCAGCCACACCAGCAGCAUCAGCAUCAGCAUCAUCCCGCGGUGGUGCUGGAAUCGGUACCGGUGCGCAUAGCGGCGGGGCACGCGGAGCCGUCGGCGACCCCGUCGAAGCGAGUACGCCUGUUCGGGGUGAACCUCGACUGCGCGAAUUCCGAAGAGGACGCCGGCGUCGGGAAGACCCCGUUGCAGCUGCCGUCGCCGCCGUCAUCGUCGUCAUCUUCCUCCGGGAAAGCGAGGUGCUCCUUGAAUCUUGACUUGUGAAGGGUGGUGGCCAUACACGAUCUGCUACUUUACGCUUCAAUUCUGCUACUACUGACACAAAUGGAAUCGCCGUGGAAGAAAGGCCGGAGAAGUAAACAAAAGCGGCGGCCGCCGGCGGCGGAGGUACUACGAGAAGAUAGCGUGUCUUCGUAUUUCGUAUAUAGCUCAUCAUCUCUCCUAAAUUUAAAUUAGCCAGUGCAGUGUGAGGGGAAACAGUUAAGAAAAAGAACAAAGCAGCAACAAAAAAAAAGGAAUUCUUUUUAGGCUGAUGGUUUUCUUGCGGAUUUGAUUUGCUUUUCUCUCUUGUGCUUAAUUACAAUUAAGUUGUCUUAGCUGCUCUCUUCUUUGUGUCUGGGAGAAAACAUAUACGACUGGUACUAGUGAUUAGGGAAGAAGAAAUAUAAUUGUUUCCUAGCUACAAUUCAAAACUCCAGGCCAAUUGUAUAUACCAUGACUGAGCCUAGGGAGCACGGCCGGUGUGUGUGUGAUCCUCACAUAUGAUAACAAUCAAUUUGCACUGAUGCUACAAGCUUUAUAUAUGUACACUUGUUACACGACUGAUAUAAUGGUGAGCUAGCUAGCUCAUGCCUCAUGGAGAUCAAUACAUUGGAGAGCCCGUACUCUAUGCAUGGGUGUGAUGCAUGUAUACUGCCCUGGGCACAUGGAUUGUUCUUGGUGUUGCUGUUGUUUCUGCAGGUCAAUUGGGCUCUCCUUCCAAGGCAUCAGCAGCAGCACCAGCAGCAGCUUAGCUAAGCUGUGUAUUGUAGGCAGGGAGGUGAUGAAGAGAAGAGGAAGAGGAGAAGAUGCCUUUAAAAUGUGGGAGCUAGCCAGCCUGCAGGCCAGCUAUCAAGCUAGGACAGGCAGUUAUUAUUGGAGCACUGCAGGGGACGGUGAGAAAUUGAGUGAGAUAUAUGGUGGCAGGCUUCUGGCGUUGCAUAUAGAGCAUUUUCUCCAUAGUACAAUGAGGUCAAUAACUAUAAUGGCAGUGACGUAAUGGCAAAGGAUCUCAAUCCAUCCUAUAUUUACUUAGGGUUUGUUCGACGGGAGGACAAACGAGAAAAACCUCUCUCGUUUUACAUAAGUAUGUUUUUUAAACUAUU